Messenger RNA from Triplophysa rosa, 1497 nucleotides. Its product is annotated as tubulin alpha-8 chain-like. The transcript is spliced from 4 exons. Gene Ontology annotation, biological process: mitotic cell cycle; microtubule cytoskeleton organization. Gene Ontology annotation, molecular function: GTP binding; structural constituent of cytoskeleton. NCBI's taxonomy places the organism in Eukaryota, Metazoa, Chordata, Actinopteri, Cypriniformes, Nemacheilidae. The record is from RefSeq and is a predicted model, not a curated record. Gene Ontology annotation, cellular component: microtubule; cytoplasm. Bases 112 to 1461 code for a protein of 449 amino acids.
GAAGGGUUUUUGUCCUCAAACAAGAACCAGUUAUUGACUAGUUUUUAAAUGAAUAAGGAUUCCAGGGUUUCAGGUUCUGAUUUCAUGUGUUAACUGGGUCACUUCAGCACAAUGAGGGAGUGUAUCUCGGUACACAUUGGCCAAGCGGGUGUCCAGAUCGGUAACUCCUGCUGGGAGUUGUACUGCUUGGAACACGGUAUCAAUCCGGACGGAACGGUUAUCGUUGAGGGCACCUCGCUGGAAGAUUCUUCUUUCGGCACCUUCUUCAGUGAAACUGGUGCUGGGAAGUAUGUUCCUCGAGCUGUGUUCAUAGAUCUUGAGCCCACCGUUGUUGAUGAGAUCCGUAACGGAAGCUAUCAAAAACUUUACCACCCUGAGCAGCUCAUCAGUGGGAAGGAGGACGCUGCUAAUAAUUACGCUCGUGGUCAUUAUACUGUCGGUAAAGAGAUCAUAGACUCUGUGGUUGACCGCAUGCGAAAAAUGGCGGACCAGUGCACUGGUCUUCAGGGCUUUUUGAUCUUUCACAGUUUUGGUGGAGGAACAGGCUCUGGUUUCACAUCUCUACUGAUGGAACGGCUGUCCGUAGAUUACGGUAAAAAGUCCAAGCUGCAGUUCUCCGUCUAUCCUGCCCCGCAGGUCAGCACCGCUGUGGUGGAGCCUUACAACUCCAUCCUCACGACGCACACGACCCUCGAGCACUCCGACUGUUCCUUCAUGGUGGAUAACGAAGCCAUCUUUGACAUCUGCAAGCGAAACCUCGAUAUCGACUGUCCCUCCUACACCAACCUAAACCGGCUCAUCGCCCAGAUCGUGUCCUCCAUUACAGCAUCCCUGCGCUUCGACGGGGCCCUCAACGUGGACCUCACCGAGUUCCAGACCAACCUGGUUCCAUACCCUCGCAUCCAUUUCCCGCUGGUCACCUACUCUCCCAUCAUCUCCGUGGAGAAGGCGUACCAUGAGCAGCUUUCCGUGCCGGAGAUCACCAACGCCUGCUUUGAGCCUGCAAACCAGAUGGUGAAGUGUGACCCUCGCCAAGGCAAAUACAUGGCCUGCUGUUUGCUUUACCGUGGCGAUGUCGUUCCAAAGGACGUUAACACUGCCAUAGCCAACAUUAAGACGCGAAGAUCCAUCCAGUUUGUAGAUUGGUGUCCCACGGGCUUUAAAGUGGGCAUCAAUUACCAGCCGCCCACCGUCGUUCCUGGAGGAGAUCUGGCCAAGGUGCAGAGAGCCGUGUGUAUGCUGAGCAACACCACGGCCAUCGCUGAAGCAUGGAGCCGUCUGGAUCAUAAGUUUGACCUGAUGUAUGCGAAGAGGGCUUUUGUGCACUGGUAUGUGGGUGAAGGGAUGGAAGAAGGAGAGUUCUCGGAGGCUCGGGAGGACAUGGCUGCACUGGAGAAGGAUUACGAGGAGGUUGGUGCCGAUUCUGCUGAAGAUGAUGUUGAGGAUGAGGAAGAGUAUUAAAGGGGUUUUGAAAUUCACUUGUGCUUUAAUAAACUU